This is a messenger RNA of Cooperia oncophora, 585 nucleotides long. Lineage: Eukaryota; Metazoa; Nematoda; Chromadorea; Rhabditida; Trichostrongylidae. The record is from the annotation of a GenBank genome assembly.
AUGCUAGAAAAGAUUCCGACUAUGGUCAGAUCGUACAUACCGUGGUUUCUGCGUGAAUACUGUGGGUAUUCAUGUCUAACCAGAUAUGGAGCCGGUGUUGCAGUGCUCGACAACUUGCUUUAUGCUGUUGGUGGCCAUAAUGGGAGAACCAGGUUGAGCAGUGUUGAGAGGUUAGAUCCACGAGUUGGCAAAUGGGAAAACGUUUGCCCAAUGUUAGAACCACGAUAUCAUUUUGGAACUGCAGUAUUCGAUGGCCAUUUGUACGCAGCAGGAGGAGAGGGAGGGUCAACGUCAGUUGAGAAGUACAGCCCUCUCGCCAAUAAAUGGAUUUCGGUGCCUACUAUGAAGAUGAACAAGGGUUUUUUACUGUUAUAUUCAAAAGAACUUGAACAUAAAAAUAUUGCGAACUUAUCCGCCAGCCUAAUACAAACGUUAGGAUGUAGCAAGGAUUUCCAUUGUAGGCAACGACUAGCUGUUGUCAACGGAAAGUUCUACGCUCUUGGUGGAGGUGGUGAUGCGUCAGUCGAAGUUUUCGAUUCUGAGACGAGCACAUGGGAACAUCACAGCAACAUGAAUGAAAUGUAA